CCAUAAACAAGUUACUCCAAUAACCAAAUGUCAAACUAUGCAAAUUAUAUUGAGUUACUCCUGAAUUUGCGCAAGAAAAGAAAAUUGAAGUGUUGUUAACACGUUGUAGUCUUUGCCGUGGAAGAAGUAUCGAAACCCUUUUAUCAUUCUAUUAAACUCCAUGAUCAUGCCACUCAAUUUCUUUACUGAUUCUUCAUCAUCAACCUUUAGAAUCUGCAAAAAAUUCAUACCCAUUAAACAAUUAAUCCAAUUUCAACAAUGGAGUCCUGGGUAGGAACACUGCUCAAAGAUAUCAAAGAAAAGGUUGUACUUUCUGCGACUUCAUCAGCUACAACAAUUAACCCCCUUUUGUCUCUAUUAUCUAAACAGAAUGAACUUGAAGUUGUACCAACGACAAGAACAGAAACAGUAUCUUCUAUUGAUUAUUUUCCUUUUAGGUUGUUGCCUCCAGAACUUCAGUUACUUAUUGAUUAUGUUAAUCAAAUGAGACUCAUAAAAACAAGCCAUAAUCUUAUUAACAUAUUGGGAAGAUUGAUAUUCUUGGAGCAUUUGGCCUCCGAAAGGGCUUCUUCCGCACCUUGUUUAGAAUUUGACAUGAGCAAAAUAGGGCAUGCUUGUAUAACAACGUCACUUGGGGAGACGGCAUGGCCACCUGAUGGCGGUUACUCUUUUAUUUGCUGGUUUCAGUCUAUGGGAUUAAAGUCACUGCAAACAGAACAUCGAGGGGUGACGAAACUGAGGUUGUUUUCUGUUGGUUCAACGAAUAGUGAGAAUACAUUUAGCGAAGAACUGUAUCUGCAAGAGGAUGGCCAGCUGACUCUUGUAAUAAACAAUACUUCUCUACUGUCCUGCUCUAGUCUGGAACUUGAAGAAGAUGAAUGGUACCAUCUUGCCAUAGUCCAGAGUAGGAAAGAUUCUGUUGCUGCCGAGAAAUUUUCUUGUGUUGUAUACACAUAUCUUAAUGGGAAGCUGAUUGAUGCUAGUGAACUUGCAUACACUCCGAAGCGUGUUGAGAUGGGAUUGCAGAUAACCAUUGGGACACCUGCUAAUUAUGCAAGGGUGAGCGACUUAAAAUGGAGACUCCGAAGUUGCUAUCUUUUCAUUGAACCGCUCUCUUCUGAAUUAAUCUACUUCAUGUACAUACUUGUUUGUGGAUGCAAAGUUUUACGUCAAGGCUCAAAUAAUUCUGAAUUUAAUGUCAGCGUAUUGGACUCAAGUUCUGAUUCUGCAAUCCAAAUGUUAGAAACUUCUGGACAACUUAAGAGACGAGAGGAAGAUUACUCGGGGAUGAUUAGGAAUUUGGGGAUUCUAGAUAAACUGUGGUUAGAACUUUGCGGAAAAAAACUUCUUUGUGCAUUCAAUGCUGCACGAAUAGAAGCUAUGCAAACAACGCAGACUUUGGCCUUGCUCAAUCUUGUUGAUCCGGAGUUGGUUGUUGCUCCUCCAAGCGAUCAAGGAACAACUUGCAUGCCAUGCUUUGGGCAUCUGUAUGGUGAUGUAUCCAUUUGUAGAAGAUGUAUAAUUGGAAAUGUCAUCAGCCCGGUUACUGGGAUAGCUACUAUCUUAGCUCUUAUUGAAAAUGCUGAAACAAGUAACAUGCUUCAUAUAGCCUUGACGUUACUUGCAUCCACUCUUCAUCGACAUUCUCAUGCUGUUCAACAUAUGAAAGCUUGCCAUGGUUAUCAGUUGCUGUCACUAUUCCUUCAAAGGAAAAUAUCCUUAUUUGACGAUCAAUGUCUUGAUAUUCUCUUCAAGAUUGCUGUUUCCGAGGAUCCAUUGAAACCAAGUGAUAGCCAAACUACUUCUCGAACUGAAGAAGUGAUGCCUUUGAUCACUUCUCCGGAACCAUAUACAAUCAAUCAUGACAAUCUUUCUCCUACAGAAUAUGAUGAAAAUCUACAUUGUUUCUCCAAAGACGGAGAAACUUCUAGUCAUGAGUUUCGACCAUUAGCUAAUUCUGUAACAGUUUCAUCUUUCUCGGGUGCACUAUCUGAUGCUGAUAUAGUGGAGCAUGUUUUACUGGACUGGACACUCUGGUUGAGUCUGCCUGUUUCCAUCCAGCUUAAAAUACUGAACUUCUUAGAGAAUUUGAUCUCUGUGUACAUGUACAAGGAUCAUAACCUCACCGUUCUGCGUGAAAGAAACAUCGUCCAUCAUUUGCUUGCUGGUCUACAUAGGGAUGAUUUUGAAGUACUUGUCUUAGAGAAAUUAAUCACCCUACUCGCAAUCAUCUUAGAGCACAAGUUCCUGGGCUCCGAGUUGGAAAGUGUUACGAAAUUCGUGCUUAGAACUUUUAAUCCCCCUGAAGUAAUGAAACCGCAUCAAGUCACGAGGGAGACAAAGAGUAAGCGUGUCACGGUGAGAAAUAUUCUCCUUGAGACGCUCAUCGAUUUGCAAGUGACUAUAUGUUCAGAGGAGUUGCUUGAGCAAUGGCAUACAUUAGUCUCAUCGAAACUCGUCACAUAUUUUCUUGAUGAGUCUGUUACUCCUACGAGUAUGAUAUGGAUCAUUACCUUUCUCGGUUUAUGUCUCACAUCAUCCGCUACAUUUGCUCUUAAAUUCGAGAAUGCUGAGGGCUAUCAAGCUCUGGCUCGUGUACUUCCAAGUUUCCGUGAUUUUCUUGACAUAUAUUACACUCUUUUCUGUUUGAUAUUUGGCAAGCCUAUAUAUCCAAAGUUACCCGAAGUUGGAGUUUUGGACUUUGAAGCAUUGAUGCUCAACAGUGAAGACUUCGGUAACUUGAGAUUUGCUGGCCUUUUGGAUUCUGUAGUUUCAAUGGUGAAAUCUGUAUUUGAUCAACUAAGAGUUCAACCAAAGAUUGCUGGGCAAUCUGUAAAUCCCUCUGAAACUUCUGCUGUAGAUCUUCUAGAGGGAGACACAGAUAUUAUUGAAGAAUUAGCCGAAGAAUGUUCAAAGAACAAGAUGCAUGACACAUCCCUUCUUGGCUGGGAAGCCUCUGCUGUUGACGCCACUUCAGUUUUGAAACUUAUGGCUAAUUCGGCUAAAAUGUCACCCUCUUUCUCUAAAAUGUGCGCGAGAACAGAAUUUCUUGAAAUUUGUGUUGAUCUUUACUUCUCUAUAGUGAGGGCAUACAUGGCUUUCAAGCUAACCAAAGAACUUAAUGUUCCAACUUCCACCAAUUAUUCUAUACUCGAUAUUGAAGGUAAUGAACUCCCUUCUACAACGUCUGAUUCUCAAACGACUUCUAGUGAAGAUUCGGGUUUUCAAACAACCUCUCAUCUACUGCUUGAAAUCGACAAUUCUCGGCAUAGUGGUGAAACAACUUCAGUCGGAGCAACAACUAUCUUGGAUCUUAUAGCAGAAGUCCUGUCUGUUAUUAUGAUUGAGCACACUAAUGCAGUUGAAAUAAUGGAAGACGUUUUGGGUAGUGUUCCUUUGUAUUUGGAUUCUGAAUCCGCUCUAACGUUCCAGGCACUCUGCCUCGGUAGAGUUAUGAGUUACUUGGAAAGGCGGUUAUUAUAUGGUGAUGAGAAAAAUGAACAAAUUUUGGAUAAGAAUAAAUUGUGGUCGAAUUUGGGAUCAUUUUGCAAUCUGAUCAUUGAUCGUGUUUAUUUGGGUGUUUUUCCUCAGCCUUCUGCUGUGAAUAGAGUGCUAGAAUUCUGUUUAUCGAUGCUGCAUUCAGCAAAGAAAGACUGUAAAAUAGAGGAAUCGUCUCUUCCUUGGACGGGCCUACUAUCUGUUUUGAGAGGAAGCAAGCCAUUUGAUAUUAUCCUCAAAUGCACCAAUCGGAUGAUACUGUAUUGCUUUCUUCCGUCCCUACCAACCAUUCGAGAAAAUCCUCUCAUUUUACAAGACGAAAGAAGGGUGAAUAUGAACAUCGUCUUGGAACUAAUACACGCUCAUAAAGACAUCAUUUUCCAUUCGGGCAAUGUAAAUACCGAUCUUUACUGCUCUUUGUGCAUUAAUCUUAUCAGUCUCUUAUCUGACGAGCAAACACAAGCAAGAAACUCUGCGAUGAGUAUCCUAAAGUACUUGUUGGUGCAUUGCCGAGCCUCCCUUCAAGAAAUGCUCAUCUCUAAAGCAGAAAACGGAAAAACCACGGAUGUACUAAAUGGGGGAUUCGACAAACUCUUAACAGAAAACACGUCUACUUUCUUGGCGUGGUUUCGGAACUACGAGCAUGAUAUCAAGCAUGUGUUACAGAAAUACGCAAGCAUCCGAUGGUCACAAUUCAUUGCAGAAUCGGAAAAGUUUAGAAGAGAUAGAUUGGUGUUGUUAGAAGAUCAUUGGACGGCUAAGAUGGGUGAAAAAGUAGAGCUUGCUUUGAAAGUUGAUCGUAUGUAUUGGGUUCAGUACAUUGAACGGAGAUCUGCUCUUGCAGCGAUACAAAGUUCGGUGUGCACUGAGUUCGACGUUUUUUAUCAGAAGAAAAAUGAGUUCGUUGUUCAUGCCGAGAGUGAAUGGAGAAGUCGGUUCGAACAACUUGGGCAUGAACAUAAGAGUGAUCUCAUUAGUUCUUUGGUUUGGGAGGAUUACUGGCCUUUGUAAUCUCUUAAUUUUUGGUUCUAUAUUCUCAAUUUGGGGUUUAUGUGCAUUUGAAUUUGUUCAUGGUAUUGUCAUUAGGGCUUAAUGUGCUCUAUUUUUAAUAGAUUUUGAAGAGUACAUGUUAGAUUUGAUUGUAUAGUGUCAAAUAAUAACUGUAUGAUCCACAUGAACGAGGAGCUUAUGAAGAACAAGAUGUCUCUCUACACCUUGUUUGGCAUACGGUGUCAAAAAAUGAUAACGGUGAUAAAGUUUUUGUCACUAGAAUUCUGGUUACGUCUCUACUUCAAUGAGAACUUUGGAAAAAAAACACAUCUAAAGAUGAAUUUCUAUUAAUAUGAAAUUGACAUGAUACGUCUCAUUGAAAUGUCAAAACAACGAAAUACAUACAAGAAGUCAUAAAAAAAGUCAAAUACUCUGUUUACAUUAUAUAAUGACUCAAAUAUUUAAGAACUCUUUUUUUCUUGUAAUCCUUG
Messenger RNA from Amaranthus tricolor (Joseph's coat), 4979 nucleotides. RefSeq names its product protein SPIRRIG-like. The record is from RefSeq and is a predicted model, not a curated record. NCBI's taxonomy places the organism in Eukaryota, Viridiplantae, Streptophyta, Magnoliopsida, Caryophyllales, Amaranthaceae. Bases 259 to 4509 code for a protein of 1416 amino acids. The transcript is spliced from 4 exons.